GUCGAAGAAACGGAUCACAUCGAGGUAUAGCUGACGCGUUUUGAUGCUUUUCUCGUUCCCUGAUCUGUACAAGUCCAGCAGGCAGGCAGUCACGAAACACUACACUAACGCAUGAUUGGGUCAGUCCACCCCGGCCAGCCAGCCAUGAGAGCAUCCCUCCGUCACGACAGCCCUCUGCCAUCCCCUAGGCCUGCACAAUCCUACACUCCACGCAUCCUCCCUUGGCAAGAGUGGGGCGACCGACCUGACAGACAAGAAUGGGACCCCACACACAGCAUACAUGCAGCACCGGUGGACAAGCCCAUCGACGGAGGAGACACAAACCGUACCUGUCCUCCUUGUUAGGUGUCGAGUGCUUUGAGAGUGAGCGUAUUCGGACGCCGCCCGGGAAGUCCCCCCCAACUGAUGCGAAACCGGCCGUCAACGCCUUCAAUGGCGUCGCCGUGGGUCCGCUCCUCCACCAGCCGCCUAAAGCUCUGACCUCCAACUGGCCGCAACAGCGAGAAGUGGAGCUCCUUGAUGCCUCGGAUCGUGAGCAGCGACCUGACGCAGGCGAUGCCGAACUCGCCAGGGCAUCGCCAUCGCCCAAAUCCCGAGGAACUGCAGACAGACAGACAGACAUAACAUCCAAUGGGUUGGCGAGCGAGAGCUGCCGAUUGGUUGUCUGUGAGGAGGCGAUUGUCUGCAGCUCACCCUCUACACUACUAUCCAGUACUGUGAUGGUCGGCAGCUGAUCCGCCAUGUCCCCCCACGUCAGCCCCCCCUCACCCACAUCCGUCACGCUUGUGGCCUCGAAACACUCCAACUCCCUCUCCCCACCAACCGCCUGCAACACCCCCACUGCUUGCUCCUCUGUCGAGUGCCACAGCUCAAUGCGUUUGACAGCCGGCAUCUUGGUCAGCAGCUUGCGAGCAAUCACGUGCCCGUUGCUGUCGUGGAUGGAGAGGGACGACGCGGCGGGGAAUGCGUUGUUUGGCAUGCUGUCGAUCACAAGUGGGUCAGCAUCCAGACCCACUUGUGAUCGCAUGACCUCCACCCUCUCCGCUUUGAGGAAUGUCAGGGACUGAGCGAGGGCGAUGGCAGCGGGGCUGGGCGUGUCCAGAGGGUUGGUGGUGUGGUUGGGGAGGAUGGCUGGGGACACUGUGUGGGCUUUGGCUGCCAGCUGCUGGAUGUGUUUCUGCACGAAGGGGGAGGGCUCCGGGCGCGUGGGGACCCCACACAGAAGGGAAAGGUCGAAGGCGUUACUCGUGUCGAAGAUACUGAUGUCGACGGGGAUGUCGGGCCUCACAGAGACGGCACGGGCGAAGGUCUCGAUGGCCGAGAGGGUCGCGAAGAUGUGGCUGUCGAUAAAGGAGUCCUUGAGCUUCAUGCUGAGCUUCUUGAUGGAGCGGCAGCCACGGUCGACAAGAACGGCCUGCACAAAGACACACGUACAUCGCAAACAGACUCUCACCCACUCUCUCUGAUUUUGUGUAUCUUGUGUAAUCCGUCGCACACCUGAAGGCGCUCUAGACCCCUAGCGCUCGCGCUCGACAUUCUGAGUGUGCCGACAUCCUCCAGCUGCGACAGCGACCCCGGCUGGCCGGCCGCUGCCACCGGGAUCUGCGCCAGCGAGUUGGCCGUGACGUCAGGAUGGCAUUCCACGUGCAGCUCCUUGAGGCACCGCGACAUCCCCACCAGCCCCUCCAACACCUCCAACACCCCAUCGCCACACACGAUCCCUCCCAACUGGACUGCCUCCAGUGACGGCAGCUGCCAGUGGCGCCCGCGGCCGGGAUAGGAGAGCUCAUAUCCCUGCACCGUGAUGGAAGUGAGGGAUGUAAGGGUGGGGGGCGGGUCGAGGCGCGAGAGGAGAGCCACCGACGGCUCCGUCGCAGCUCGGAUAUCGCGAUACUCGUCCUCGUCGACGAUGACGGUCGAUCCGCCGCUCUCGCCGUACUCGAUCGACUCAAGCGUCCCCCGGCCUAGUUGGCCGGCUGCUGUGGCCGCCUCGGCUCUCCGCCCCUCACUGUGGCCCUCCACCGAUGCCGUGACGACCUUGUGGAUAACCGGCGACAGAGGGAUGUAGUCAAUAAAAGCGGGCGGCCCUCUUGAGAUGAAGAGGUUACGGGGAUGCUUGACGACGAUUGACUUGAGCCGUGUGAGCUGCCGGCCCCACUCGAAGGCGUCAGCGAAUGAGAGGCCGCACCAGAAGCGCCGCUCGGCGGUGUCGUAGGUGUCCAUGACCAGCUGGGUGAUCUGGCAGCCGACGUGGCGCCACAGCCGCUGGGGCAGCGCCGCCACCAAAUGAAGCGACACGAACGAGAAGACGUAGGCAACAACAACCGGCUGAGUGUUUCUCUGACAACACACACCACACAGACACAGAGAGAGGAGACAAUGAGGAUGUGUGUGUUUGCCAGUGGUUUGGUUUGGUGCAUCUCAGCUUACGAUGUGGCUGAAGUGUUGAGCAAAGGCCUGCAGACCUAUGCUGUGGGUGGCGUGCGAUGCCGUCGCCUGCUGCUGGUGCUGCGGGCCGUCGGUGUCCAUCAUGGCCUCCUCGUGUGCAUCGUCCUCCUCUCGCUCUGCCCGCCUCUGUCGCUUCGACGCCGACUCACUCAUCGCCUGACCACGUCAAU
This is a messenger RNA of Vitrella brassicaformis, 2618 nucleotides long. The record is from the annotation of a GenBank genome assembly. Lineage: Eukaryota; Vitrellaceae.